ACAACAACACACAUCAACAGAAAAAUGCAGCCACAGAUUUCAGAUCAAAUAUUAUAUUCUUUCCUUACCGGAGGAUUUUCUGCCUCGUCAAGCACCACAACCACCACAACGUCGCCGUUUUACCCUUUUGCCAUCGAAGAAGACACGAUUUCUCAAGACAGAGCUCUUGCUGCUCUGAGGAACCAUAAAGAAGCCGAGCGAAGGAGAAGGGAGAGAAUCAAUUCCCAUCUCAAUAAUCUCCGGAACUUACUCUCUUGUAAAUCCAAGACAGACAAAGCCACACUUCUUGCAAAAGUGGUUCAACGAGUCAAAGAGCUAAAACAACAAACCCUAGAAAUCUCUAACGAAACCUUACCGUCGGAGACAGACGAAAUCAACGUUGAAGAUUGUUCCAACGACGACGGUCGGAUAAUCUUUAAGAUAUCGUUUUGCUGCGAGGACAGGCCAGAGCUCUUGCAAGAUGUAGUGAAGAUACUCAAAUCUCUUCAGAUGGAAACAGUCUAUGCCGAGAUAACGACAAUCGGUGGUCGGACAAGAAACGAUCUCGUUGUGGUCGCCGACAUAGAGCAACACGGUGUCGAGUCGGUGAAAUAUCUACAAAACGCACUCAAGUCUUUGCUCGAACGGUCAAGCCAGUCGGUGGUGAUGCGACGUGGUGGUGGUGGGGUAGAGAGGUCAAAACGACGUCGUGGGGUUGAUCACAUCAUAAUGGUGUGA
Eutrema salsugineum is the source of this 717-nucleotide messenger RNA. RefSeq names its product putative transcription factor bHLH107. Gene Ontology annotation, biological process: regulation of DNA-templated transcription. The record is from RefSeq and is a predicted model, not a curated record. The coding region runs from base 25 to 717 and encodes 230 amino acids. Gene Ontology annotation, molecular function: protein dimerization activity; DNA-binding transcription factor activity. The transcript is spliced from 2 exons. Lineage: Eukaryota; Viridiplantae; Streptophyta; Magnoliopsida; Brassicales; Brassicaceae.